AUGAAGUUCCUCACUCCUCUCGUUCUCAGCUCUCUCGCCUCGGCUGCCGCUCUCAACCGCCGGGCGGAUAUGUGUGGCCAAUGGGACACCACCACUACCGACAAGUUCACCUUGUAUAACAACCUCUGGGGUGAGGGCAAUGCGGACAGUGGUAGCCAAUGCACCGGCCUCGAUUCGGAUGACGGAAACACCAUUGCCUGGCACACCAGCUGGACCUGGACCGGUGGAGCCGGCCAGGUCAAGAGCUUUGCUAAUGUUGCCUACAACUUCGAGGCCACUCAGCUGAGCCAGUUGAGCAGCAUCCCCAGUACAUGGAAGUGGGAGAACACUGGCUCCGACAUUGUUGCUGACGUCGCAUAUGACCUCUUCACCUCGUCCAGCGCAGAUGGAGAUGAGGAGUACGAGAUCAUGAUCUGGUUGGCAGCCUUGGGCGGUGCUGGUCCUAUCUCGUCGACCGGAUCUGCGAUUGCUACCCCCACCGUGGGCGGACAGAGCUGGUCCUUGUACAGUGGUCCCAACGGCCAGAUGACAGUAUUCAGCUUCGUCGCCUCAUCCACGACCGAGGACUUCUCGGCUGACCUGAACGAUUUCCUCAAGUACCUGCAGGAGGAACAGGGCAUGCCUUCCAGCCAAUACCUGACCCAUGUGCAGGCGGGUACUGAGCCCUUCAGCGGAAGCAACGUCAAGUUCACCACCUCUUCCUACUCUGUGUCUGUUGCCUAA
Messenger RNA from Aspergillus oryzae RIB40, 723 nucleotides. It is a transcript of the gene xgeA, whose product is annotated as putative endoglucanase. Gene Ontology annotation, molecular function: cellulase activity. Gene Ontology annotation, biological process: polysaccharide catabolic process. The transcript has 2 exons. Bases 1 to 723 code for a protein of 240 amino acids. Lineage: Eukaryota; Fungi; Ascomycota; Eurotiomycetes; Eurotiales; Aspergillaceae. The record is from RefSeq and is a predicted model, not a curated record.